GGACAUUUAAUCAAAAAUACUGAGAGCAAGUUAAAUCAAACAUUUCUGUUGGAGGAAAGAAGGGAAUAACACACAUACACGCCGGAACAACAUGGCGGAGGCGGUUAAUUUGUGUAUAGACUUUUUUCUACAGUCCAAGUUUUUGCAAUCUUUGAAGAAAGUAUUUCUGCUUUCUGCCGAACUUGUGGUUUAACCGAUAUACCAGGUCUAAUGGAACUAAUAAUCAUCACACAUAAUGUCAUCUGAAGACAAUAUGGUUGGGCUUUCUAGUAGAGACGCUCUAAAGAAACUCCACACUGUCAUUCAGGGAGAAUUAAGAUCCUACCAAAAGGAAAAGAACUGGAAAUUGGAAGGAGUGCCUAGUCACUGUGGUGAUUUAUCAUAUCAUCCGUACUCCACUUUGCACUGGACUAAUGUCUCUAUACUGUUCUUGUUUGCUGCCCUGAUGUUGAUUUCUUAUGGGAUUCUCAACAGUGCAAGUAAUUACCAGCUGGUUGUGGAAGCUGUUAUUAUACUGAUUUUACUUGUAAUACAUAUAUAUAUUAACUAUAGUGACGACAGAUUGCGAAAAAAAGAAAUGCAAUACCAAGCUGAACAACUACUUAGAAAAUUACAAGGGUGUAUCACCUCCUGUGCGACCUGGGAUGUGAAAUUAUACCCAGAUUUGAGUACACCGCAGUCAAGAUCAAUAUCAUUGCAGUGGACAUUCAGGGACAACUGUCUUGUCAAUUUACCUUGCAAUCUACUUGUCAGUGGUGAUACUAUUGCACUACGUCCUGGUCAGCUUGUACCUGUCAGAGUUAGAGAGGCAAAGCCUUCUGAUGGUAAUGUCAGUGUUGAACUUGAAGUUGGUGAAAUGUACAACCCAUGUCCUGAGGAUGCCAUGGAGGAAAUCGAGGAAGCCGUGGCCCAUGAACCGAUGAAAGCUACACAGUUUAUUGUAUUAGAGACGCCCUAUGCUGAGACACUCAGGAAAUGUUUAUGGAACAGUAUGAAUAGACCAUUAACUUUAUUGCAGAAUAAACAAAUAGUGUGCAGUACUCUAAUUGAGAGAAGAAUUUUGCCGAUUGUUUUUCUGCUAUCUUUAUUUGCUAAUAUACUACGCUAUGUUAAGUUACCAGAUGAUAUGGGACAUUGGAGUACUAUGAUAAUAUUACUGCCAAUCUACACCAGUUUACCUCUUUUACCUUUAGUCGUUCCCACUUUAUGGAUUGUUAUCAAUAGUUACGGUGUCGCGAGAAUCCUGGCAUGUUUUGAAAAGUCUAAACAUUCUGUCAAGGCACAGGUUUUAGAAGCAAUGGAAACUCUGGAUGAACAAGAAACUCUUAUUAAGCAAAAUAUAAGUUUCAAGACAGUCUGGCAACAUUUUUCUCCUGUUCUGUUUGGGAAAUCUACUACUUUGGCAAGAACAGCCAAUAUUAUGCAAACACUUGGAACAAUGACAGAAUUGUGUUGUGUUGACAAGACUGGUGUACUAUCCUGGCCAAACCCAUCAGUGGAGAAAGUCUUCUUCAUCAGUAGUGAACCAACAGAAGAUGAUGAUGAGGAGGAGGAGGUGGAUGAAGAUUUUCUGAAUGAGCAGGAAGAAGAGAAGAUGGGAGAAGUUAAAUCAAACCAUGCACUUGAUAAUGAUUCUGUAUUUGAAUCUGGAAAGCAACCACAGGAGGAAGAUUAUUUUGCUGAGUGUCAUGUUGAAGUUUUAGAUUUGACAGAGAAUCCUAUGACUGAAGACGGAUUACAGUUUGAUGAUUCAAGAUGGGAGAGACAUUUGAAUUCUCUAAAACCAUUGGGUUUAAAUAUUCUUGUGAACACGUGUAACAUGGAGGCAAUGCCGGAAAGAACCAAGUUCAUUGAUCACAUUGCCUGCAUUGCUUCUCUGCAGAAUCUACCUCUCAUUACCCGGCGGUGUCUGUGUGAAUUAGCCCAUCUGAUUGGUUUCUCAGAACAAGCUUACGGUGAUAGAUUUAAACUACAACAGCAGUUGGCUUCAUACAGGAAAAUGCCCAUAGAUAGCAUGCCAAACCAGAGUGGUGUCAGUAGUGUACGUAAAUCUAACCAUAUCAUAAGAAGUACACACUACCUCAUAUGUAUUCAGAUGCUAACAGAAGGCACCGCUGGAAUGGUAUUAGAUGCAUGUACAGAUUUCUGGGAUGGUACUGAUCUCUGUCCGCUUACUGAUACAGACAGAAAGAAGAUCUUAGAUUUCUAUCAUAGAGCAAGUCUUUCAGCCUACUGUUGUGCCUUUGCAUAUCGGCCUUUACCUGCAAUCAUAAGCAGUGAUUUAUGUGAUUCAUAUAUUGAGAUGCCAACCACAGAAGCUAAUGUUCAUGCAACACAUGACACUGCUAGUCCUACAAAGUCACCUGGACACAACUCUCUACGUGCCAAUGGAAAGAGAUAUAGAUCCUCCGGCUCUGUUCAUAUGAGUAAUAUUGAAGACCCUGAUGGUGUGUUUAGAGCUCAGUGUGGUCAGAUUUUUAUUGGGAUGGUUGCCAUGCAGUACCAAGCCAAACGAGACAUUGUUAGUCUUAUUGAGAAUCUUGACAAUGCUUGUAUUAGAUUUGUACAUUUUUCCCCUGAUAAUGAAAUGAAAAGCAAGGUUUUUGCAGAGAAAGUUGGACUUGAAGUUGGUUGGAACUGUCAUAUUUCACUGCGUAGUUCUGAAAUGCCCCCCGCUAACCAUGUGGCCACACAGCUCGGCUACACCACCCCUACCAACAAAAAAACAUCUCAACAAUCACUAAUCAGGAAGAAAAAUGUAGAAGGGGAUGUUUUAGUCGAUGUUGAGAACCUUCAAGUCAAGUGGAAAGACGAAGAAAAGAUGAACAAAACUUUACUACCUCCUAUCAGUGUAAGAAGGAAAUUACAGACAACUAAAUCGCUUGAUAAUGUGUCGGAACACGAGGACGCCGUUAAAACACUCAUUCACAGCCGAUCAUGCGGGAAUGUACCAAUAUGUACUUCUGAAGAGUUCGUAGAAAGUACACCAAUGACGGCUGAUGCCAACCCUGCCAAAGAUAUAUCCUUCAGGGACAGUUCACGAAUGCAAAAAACUGGUAGCUGCAAUCCAGAUGAGUCGUUGAGAUUACGACAUGUGUCAGAGACAUGUACGUACAGUACCAUCGCUAGUGAGGAGUAUGAGAUCGAUGGAUUGUUAAGCAAUCUAACGGAUAGCGCUUUUGAUAUGACUAAUAGAGCCAAACUACCUCGAGGUAUUGAGAAUAUCCGCCCACACAUAGAAAAUGUUGACAAUGUCCCGUUAUUGGUACCGUUAUUUACAAACUCUACACCUGAUGCUACUAAAGAAAUGAUUACAGUCAUGCAAGAAUAUGGUGAAGUGGUAUGUUGUAUUGGUAGUACUGUUAAUGUGUAUAACACUGCAAUAUUCCUACAAGCUGAUCUUGGCAUUGGUAUUGAACCCCUCUACCCUCAGGUGUGCAAGCAACAUCGUGAUGAAGAGUUCCUAAGGCAUUGCAACAGUUCCACUAACAAUACCGAGGGCCUGUUACCUUUAGAUCUCAGUCACAUGUUAGCUGGUUUACCAUGCUCAUUGUCUUUCCAUAGAGAAGACAAUAUAAGCAUUAUUGAGAUGAUCAAGGAGGCUAGAAGUUUCACACACGCCAUCAUCAACUGUUUCAUCUUUCUGAUGUACUGCCAAAUAGCCAUCUCCGUUAUACAAUUGGUUGCAUGUUUUUUAUUGCUACCACCGCCGUUGACAGGAAAUCAUGUUUUAUGGAUGUCUUGCGUGAUUGUACCACUGGUGUCGAUUACAUUCUUCGCAACACCAACUGACCGGAAAAUUAUGCGAUUGGCUCCAAGCAAGAAUUUAAAACACUGGGAUAUGCAAGUGAUUGGUCAGCAUACUCUUUACUUCAUCUUCAAGUUUUUCUUUUCCAUCUUGGUGUGUGUUUUAAUAUUCGCUAUGUGCCUGAAUAAUUUAUGCGUGGACAUGACAGGAAGUCAGCAAGAAUGCCAUAUUUUACUGGGAGAUAGGAACAACACUGAAUCAUGGAAUGGAUGGAAUUCAGAACAUUCCCAAGGGUUGCUACUUACUCAAAAUAUUGUUGCCUUUUUCAUGGUGCUAUAUAUUGCAUUUACAUCUAUCUGCUAUGUACAUCCCUUGAAGUCACUAUGGAGACAGCAUCCGUUCAACAACGGCUUAUGGUGUAUAAUGAUACCAGUCGUCUUAGUGCUACAAAUCAUGUACUUUUGCUUUGAUAUGAUUAUAUGGGACUCAACGCAACUACAUUACGAAUUCAGUCUGCUGGAUGCGCCCUUAGAAGCAUGGCUACUUGGAAUCUUAUGGCCGCUACUUCUUAUUCCGAUCUGUGAAAUUGUCAAGUUAUAUGAAGUCAGGUUGCAUGUUCGCUACCAAAAACGUGCAAAGUUACAGUUUGGAACCAAACUAGGAAUGAAUUCUCCUUUUUAAAAGUAAAACAGCAUUGAAGUUGAAAUUGCAUUCAUCAAACCAAUACCAUAACAGAAACUCUGACAUCUGUGCACUGCAAUUGAAUUUCCUUUUUUUAUGUGUUUAUCAGGAC
This is a messenger RNA of Saccoglossus kowalevskii, 4541 nucleotides long. RefSeq names its product transmembrane protein 94-like. The record is from RefSeq and is a predicted model, not a curated record. NCBI's taxonomy places the organism in Eukaryota, Metazoa, Hemichordata, Enteropneusta, Harrimaniidae. Gene Ontology annotation, molecular function: nucleotide binding.